AUGGUGAAGUUUGGACAUGAGUUAAGUGCCAACAUGAUACAAGAAUGGAAGGAGGAGUACAUGGAUUAUGGCGGAUUGAAGAAGCUGAUAAAGAUGAUGAAGGAGUCAAAGAUUUCAAACAGGAAAGUUAAGAAGAUGGCAAAGAAAAUACAUGAGAGAAUGUCUUCUUCAAGCUCAAACUGCAGAAACUCCAUGUCUAACUCAGUUUCAUCCAUCGGAAAGAAAUUCACCUCCUUCCUCUCGCCUACUAAGGAUAUCAUUCAGCUAAGGAAGAUAAACACAGUGAAUAGUGAAGAAGGAAUCUACGAAUACAAAACCGAUGUUUUGUCACUGUCUUCCCAAGAUAACGUAUCUCGGUUUUUUGUGAGCCUUGAUGUCGAGCUGAACAAAAUUAACUCUUUUUUUAUCAAAAAAGAGAGCGAAUUUUCGGAAAGAGAAGAUACAUUAAAGAAGCUGCUUCAGAUUCUGUUGGAUUUUAAAAAAAUUAUUAUGGACCGAAGACAUCUGACAAAUAUUGCUCAAGAAGCUCCUCCUCAAACACAAGAUUCUAAUUCGUUAGAAUUUAUUUCCAUUACAAAUGAGCUUAGGGAGGAUUUAGUGAAUCAUCCAACACGAGAUUUUCAUCAGGAGAUUCACAAUGCCCAUAAAGUUCUUAGAAGUGCAUUUGUUGAAUUCUACCAAAGCCUCGAUUCACUCAAGAUUUACAGCUCACUUAAUAUGACCGCUUUUUCAAAGAUACUGAAAAAAUUUGACAAGGUGUCUUCCCAAAAAGUUUCUGAAAGUUAUUUGAAAGCGAUGCAAAAAUCUCGAUUUGUUAGUUGUGAUAAGGUUGUUAGGCUAAUGGAUGAAAUGGAGUCCAAAUUCUCAAAGCACUUCACCAACAAUGACAAGAAAAAGACAAUGAAGUUUUUAAAACCCAAGCAAAAUAAAGAUUCAAAUAUGAUGAAUUUUUUUGUUGGAUUGUCUGCAGGAUGUUUCGUAACUUUGUUUUGUGUGUACGCACUUUUGGCACAUUUCUAUGGCGUAUUCUCUCACAGUAACGAAAAAGGCUACAUGAAAAUUAUGUUUCCUAUUUUGAGUGUGUUCACAUUGUUAAGUCUACAUCUAUUUUUGUAUGGAUGUAACUUAUACAUGUGGGAGAGAACGAGAAUCAACUACAAUUUAAUUUUUGAUUUCUCUCCAAGAAAAUCACUUCAUUAUAGAGAUGUAUUUUUGGCAUGCUCUACAUUGAUGACCAUUGUGUUUGGAGCAAUGGUUAUACAUCUUAUUUUAGGUGCUGCAGGCUUCUCUAUAUGCAAAAGUGCUAUAUUUCCGGGAAUUGUACUUCUGUUUUUCAUAGGUCUACUAAUUUUCCCCUUUAACAUUUUCUAUCGCCCUACACGUUACUUCUUCAUCCGUGCCAUUUGCAAGAUUAUAUGUUCUUUAUUUUUUAAGGUUAUGUUAAUUGAUGUGUUUAUGGCAGAUCAACUAACUAGCCAGAUUCCACUGAUAAGGCAUUUGGGAGCUACCGGUUAUAACUUUUUUCUUGAAGUUUUGAAAAUACAUCCUCGUGAAACCCGCAAUUCAAGAAGAAUUUAUAUGGAGAUUAUAUAUUUCAUCUCAUUCUUUCCAUAUUUGUGUCGUGCAUUUCAAUGUAUUAGACGGUGGUACGAUGACGGUGAUCUCAAUAAUUUGGCUAAUAUGGUAAAGUAUGUUUCCGCAAUAGUGGCCGGAGGAACUAGAGUUGCAUACAAGAGACAACAUGGCCACCUAUGGCUUGCUAUUUGCGUCAUCACCUCUUUCGUGACGGGGUUUUACAAUACCUAUUGGGACAUCGUCAAAGACGGUGACUUUUGCAAUUUUCAAUCUACAAAUCGAGGGCUUAGAGAUAAUUUGGUUUUAAAGAAUAAAAGGAUAUACUUUGUAUCAAUUGCCUUAAAUAUCAUUUUGAGGGGGGCAUGGGUACAUAGUACCAUACUUUUCGAAGCUGGGCCUGCUAAAGUGGGACUGCUAGAGUUUUCGAUGGCUGUUCUAGAAGUUAUUCGAAGAGGCCAUUGGAGUUUUUACAGGGUCGAAGUUGAACAGGCAAGAAUCAAUGCCCGGCAGUGAAGACAGAUUUGAUCAAUUUGGUUUUGUCAAUGUUAGUUAGAGUACUGUUGACUCAACUUGGUUUCUUAAGUGCCAAGUAAUCCAUAGGAUGAAAUUAAUUAGAAUAUUGGCCCAUGGUGUGUUAGAUGUGAUCAUGUUUUGGCCAAGAGAGGGUGAGGCAACUUGCUUUUUAAUGUACUUGAUUUUUUCUGAGGCCAAGUUGCAGGUGCAGAUAUAGGUGUGCCAACUUUCUCCCAAGACAGUGUCGCUAACUUCCCUGUGUCAAUGUUCUUGUGCAUUCAAAAUUUUUGAAAAAAGUUGUUGACUAGUCAGUAGUCAUAGA
Vicia villosa (hairy vetch) is the source of this 2410-nucleotide messenger RNA. Its product is annotated as phosphate transporter PHO1-like. NCBI's taxonomy places the organism in Eukaryota, Viridiplantae, Streptophyta, Magnoliopsida, Fabales, Fabaceae. Gene Ontology annotation, molecular function: inositol hexakisphosphate binding. Gene Ontology annotation, cellular component: trans-Golgi network; Golgi apparatus; plasma membrane. The record is from RefSeq and is a predicted model, not a curated record. The transcript has 15 exons. Gene Ontology annotation, biological process: cellular response to phosphate starvation; phosphate ion transport. Bases 1 to 2088 code for a protein of 695 amino acids.